GGGGAAGCAAAGAUAUCCGUGUGAUGGCGAUUCGACGCGUGUUUGAACCGUGAACAGCGCCGGCAUCUUGGGUCUUUCCCACCCCCCAGUCUUCGCCAACCCUACACACUCUUCAAGGUUAAUGAACUGGUUAAUGACCAGAUGCUCGUGCAGUGUCUGCUCACGACAUUUUCUUUGGAAUUAGGAGCAUUGGGGACAGGAGUUGGAAAAGAUGUGUCUGGGGGCUGCUCCAAACAGUUUUAAGAUUUUCAGACUCACCUCCACAUUCAUUCUUUCAUCUACAUGAUAUGACAUUCUCAUCCUGUUAAUUAAACAAUUUGUGAUGUUACGAAAAGGACCCGCACGUUCUCUAGAUUGCCAGGUGCGAUUUGGAAUCCUCCCUUCCCCAUAUCUGAAUCCCAGUUUCUUGUUUAAAAAGCCUGAUAUUUGACACUAACUGAUGGCAGUUAAUCCUUUGUGGUUGAUCAAAUGAUUGGAAUAUCUUAAUGUGUUUCUUAAGGUUCUGAAAGGUUACAAUAUUUUGCCCAUUAUUGGCUGAACUUGGUCUCCUUGAGUUGGUAUAUGUCCCAGCUCGUAUUCUUGUUAUUUGAUUAAGAAAGUGGGACCUCCUUGCAUAUAUAAAUUAAUUCAUUAAGAAUUGAAAAAACUUUUUCUAUAGGGUAUAUCUCUACUGAUGACGUUAUUUUAUUGUGGCUAAGAGUAUAAAUAUGUCGUCUCCGUUCCUCAACAUCUCCAAGCAUUGAGCUUGUCUUUGAUAGUCAAAAGCAAAGAAAGACAUCCUCUUUAGGCUUUGAAUUCCUGCAAGAAGAACAUGGAAACUGUAGGAACAAUUUCUGAAGGGGAAUGGAACUCCUCCUUCAAUGGGAUGUCUUCUGAGGAGGCUGAUUUCAUGGCGCAAUUGCUUGGUAACUGUUCACUUCCAAGUGAGGUGCCAAAUGGUGCUGCUUCUAAUUUUGCUGUCUCUUCUACUUUUUGGCCUGCUCGUGAAUCAAAUCUGAACAUGACCAGCGUCAGUGAGAAUGCUGCAAUGUACUCAUCGGACGAAACUAACAUUACUAAUAUGUAUUCUUUUGCACAAGGGAGUAGUUAUAGUGGAGGGAGUAGCGUUAUUUUCCCCUCUUCAAGCCAUGAAAGCUACUAUCCUAGCGGCUCUCAUCAAUUUUUUCUGACUAAUAACAAUAUCAUGACAAUGGAUUACUUUAACAAUAGCUCCCGAGUUCCUUUUACUGACAAUGUAAUGGAAAGGAACCACUUCCUAAACCAGGAUGUCAGCAAUGACAGUAUGGAGUCGGACGAGAAACUGCCUGAAGACGUUCUUCAAGGGAAGAAUUUUCAGCCAUUGAAGGAAGAUAAAACCAGCAGCCCUCCGGAGAUAUCCAAGAAAAGACCUGGAAUCCCUGGAGGAUUCCAGAGGAGCAAAAGAAGCAUGAAACUCAAGAAAUGUGUCAAAGUUGAUGACGAGAACGACGAAGAUAAUAAUAAUAAUAAUACCAGUUUGAUGCUUCAUAGGCAGAGCUCAAGCAGCUGCUGCUCGGAAGAUGAGUCCAACGCUUCACAAGAACUGAAUGGAGUGGCCUCAAGCUCCAGCUCGCAGGUCAGCGGGGCUCUCAACUUAAGCGGAAAAACACGAGCCAGCAGGGGAUCAGCUACCGAUCCUCAGAGCCUCUACGCUAGGAAAAGAAGAGAACGAAUAAACGAACGGCUAAGAAUCUUGCAGAACCUCGUUCCUAAUGGAACCAAGGUUGACAUAAGCACAAUGCUUGAAGAGGCUGUCCAAUAUGUAAAGUUCUUGCAGCUUCAGAUUAAGCUUUUGAGCUCUGAUGAUAUGUGGAUGUAUGCUCCUAUUGCUUACAAUGGGAUGGACAUAGGGCUUGAUUUAAAGAUUCCCACUCCGAAAUCACAGCCCUGAUGAAGAUGAAGAUGAUGGCUUGAUGGUGCUGAAUUUUCUUUGAAUAACUACCACAUGAUAGAAACUUGGUUGCCAAUUUUCGUAAUGUUUUUUUGAAAAGAGAAUAUAAAAACAUAACUAAUCAUUCUUUGUUCAUUUAGGCACUUGUAUGGAUGGGUUGGUGGUGAUCAAAUGUGUGAUGAGGAGAAGAGUUGUGAUUAUUAUAAUAUGAUGAUGUUAACUUUAAUUAAUAUAUAAAAUGUGGGAUUUUGAAGAA
This is a messenger RNA of Sesamum indicum (sesame), 2165 nucleotides long. Its product is annotated as transcription factor bHLH84. Gene Ontology annotation, cellular component: nucleus. The record is from RefSeq and is a predicted model, not a curated record. Gene Ontology annotation, biological process: regulation of transcription by RNA polymerase II. Gene Ontology annotation, molecular function: RNA polymerase II cis-regulatory region sequence-specific DNA binding; DNA-binding transcription factor activity, RNA polymerase II-specific; protein dimerization activity. NCBI's taxonomy places the organism in Eukaryota, Viridiplantae, Streptophyta, Magnoliopsida, Lamiales, Pedaliaceae.